GACUUAGUCCGUGUACACUGACUGUUGGUUGAGAAAUAUUCGAAUAUCCAAACAUUUCUCAACCAACAGUCAUUGUACUAGGACUAGUUGUAACUUGUUGUCAAUCAAGGCAGUGACCAUGCAUGAUUUCAUCGUUCCCAAUAAUUAGGGUGAUAUAGGGAUUAACUCGACAUGAAAAGGACUCCCUGCUGUGUAGAAUACACAUCACGAUACUAAAUGCUUUUCACCUCCUGCUAAUAUUUGUUCAUAACCUGAAAACCACUGAUAGAGCAGAUGUCUGCCACUGUACCGUGGACCGUCUAUACUCAAGCAGCAACUUUCAGAGCAAUCUGGGACUAUAAAUAGGAUGUCAUCGGGAAGGGGUGAAUAGUAAUACAGGCUUUCCAGCAGCAUUUUUCACAACUGUGUAGAAUAAAGACCAAUUUGUGCUUCCUGGGAGCAUUAUACUUUUUAAAAUUUUAAACAAUUAGGUUCAUGUAAUCCUAUCAUCAGGAAGGAAACUUACCUUACAAACUAAUUAAUGAUAAAUCAUUCACUGAGCUGCUCAAGGUGAUAUUUUGCUCAUUUUGCAAUUUCUGCUUUUGAGACAGUCUUUUUUUUUUUCAGGAUCAUUUUCCUGAGUACAACGUGCUUUGAAAUUUUGCACAUGCGCAGCUAAAUGCAUAGUUAGAAGGGAAACCAAAAGAAAACAGUGUCACCAAGUUUUGAUGUCUCAAAAAGUUUUAAAGAAUAUCUGAGUUUUCAAAACUUUUGGACCUUGUGAAAACUUUAACAUGACUGUUUGCCUCCAACCCAAACGUAAAAAGUUGACAUAUAGUCAUCUAGGGGGACAACAAUUUGAGACAAAUAUUAAAAACCUGUGGGACCUUCUAGUAGUGUAAAUAGUAAACCAAAUCACUUGAACAGUGAAACUUUAGAAAUAUAAUAAAUUUGCCCAAAAAUAGUAUUUUGAAAAAAAGCUCUAAUAAAAAGUAAGAUAAAUGUUGAAAUCUAUGUGUCGAAACAGACAUUCGUAUACCGAUCAUUGAGGACGUUCCUGGUCAAUAAGCUUAUUCGUUCCUGGUCAGUAAGCUAAUUCCCAAAACGACGUUUAACACAAACUACGAAAGAACUAAGGAAGUAUUUAAAGUUUGAAAAUAGAAUGAUAUCAUGCAAAGAGAAGCAAUCAACAGUUUUCAUUGAUAUAAGAAAGAUGCAAGGUAUAAUCUAGGCGACUGAGUGAUAUUAGUGUUCAAACCGUGUACCAUGCUAGAUUAUAAGUUGUCACUAGUAAAGUAUGUAUCUCAGUUGCGCUUUUGUUGCAACCGUUAAUAUGUUCAAAGCGGUGAUCUAAUUCAACUCGAUGAAUAUACGGUCCUACAUGUAAGACCUGUUUGUCUGCGGUUGAAUCACCUGUGAGACUAUCUUACGUUGUUGGGUGGACACGUGACUGGCUUUUGGGGAACAAGUGUUAAAUAUAUGCUGGACAAAGAAACGCAAAUGCUCUGGUGGGUUUUCACAAGUGCCACAGCAUGAGAAUUCAUUAUGUGAGACAGAAGUAAUCAGUAUAAGAGUAGGAGUAUCUUUAAAUAUGUUUCUUCCCUUCCUUCUGAGUUUGGACAGUGUUCCCGCUGAGGGACUCACAAGGAGAAGCAGCCUAGAGGGUAAUGUCUGGCAGUCAAGACGGUACAGCUCCUGGGUGAAAUGUAUGAAUGAAGACUGGCUGUGAUCUUGGCAAAACACGUCUUGACUGCUCGGCUGUCGUGGAGGGAAUGGCGGAGCUACUAUGGCUUUCAAGUAUUAAUGAGUUGCCAUGUACAGUGUAGACUGAGGGAGUGAGAACAACGCUGUAGUUGUGACUGAAGGUGAAAAUGGAGACGGUGUUGGAGUACGUCCAGGAGAAUGCCACAGCCAUAGGGUUAGGCGUGGGCACAGCUCUUCUGACAGGAGCCAGCGCUGUGGGAUAUUAUUUACUUUCACCACCAGACCCUAUCAGAGUGCCCAUUGACUUGGGCAAACAGGCAGAUGUAUUACCAGACGGUGUUUAUGCGUCCCCAUUCCUGGAGGAUGGUAAGCUGAUGGACCACAUCUACCAUGACUGCCGCACACUCUAUGAGGGAUUCCAGAGAGGCAUGAGAGUCUCCAACAAUGGGAAAUGUUUGGGUUCACGAACUGGGCCUAACAAGGAGUAUGAAUGGCUAACCUACAAACAGGUGUUCCAGCGAGCUCACAGAUUUGGCUCUGGUCUUCUACAGCUGGGCAUGAAGCCUGGGCCGGACAGUUUUCUUGGCAUAUACAGCAAUAACAGACUAGAGUGGGUUCUGGCUGAGCAAGGUUGUAACAUUUAUUCCAUGGUGAUUAUCCCCCUUUAUGACACCCUGGGACCUAAUGCCUGUGCCUUUAUAAUAAAUCAAGCUGAGAUUUCCACAGUGGUGUGUGAUAAGCCAGAGAAGGCCCAGCAGCUCCUGGACCAGGCAGACAAGAUUCCACACCUGAAGCGUAUUAUCAUGAUGGACCCAGUCUCCAACAAUAACACCCUUCUUGCAGAAAAACACAACAUCAAGCUAUACAGUUUUGCUGAGGUGGAGGAUCUGGGCCGACAGAAUCUGCGAGACCCUGUGCCACCCAAACCAUCUGACCUGGCAACAAUCUGUUACACCAGUGGUACAACAGGUGACCCUAAGGGUGUUAUGCUGACCCACAGUAACUUGACUGCCUCAAUAGCUUCAGUGACUUUCUUUGCUUUGCAUGGGAUGAAUUUAUCCUCAGAAGAUUGUCAUCUGUCAUAUUUACCACUAGCUCACAUGUUUGAGAGAGGUUCACAGUUCAUGAUAUUCUGUCAUGGGGCUCACAUAGGGUUUUACCAAGGGGAUGUGAGGAAGAUACUGGAUGAUUUACAGACUCUGAAGCCCACACUAUUCCCAACUGUUCCUCGUCUACUGAAUAGGCUCUAUGAUAGAGUUCAGCUCAGUGUGAAAGGAAGUAAAUUCAAGUCAUGGCUGUUAAAAACUGCUAUCAGUCAGAAGGAAAAGGAAAUACGCAGAUUUAUAGUGAGGAGGAACAGUAUCUGGGAUAUACUGCUGUUCCGCAAACUUCAGAACCUGCUGGGUGGCAGAGUAAAGGUUAUCAUCACAGGGUCAGCGCCACUCUCUGCGGAGGUGCUCACCUUUGUCAGGUGUGCCCUGGGAUGCAUCGUUGUAGAGGGGUAUGGUCAGACAGAAGCCACAGCUGGCAUCACCUUCCAACUUCCAGGAGAAUACUCUGCAGGUAAUGUUGGAGGUCCCCUCCCAUGUAAUUUUGUGAAGCUUGUGGAUGUACCAGACAUGGAUUACCAUGCAGCUGAGGGUAAAGGGGAGAUUUGUGCCAGAGGUCCUAAUGUUUUCAGUGGUUACUAUAAAAACCAUGAGGAGACAGAUAAGGUUAUGGACAGUGAUGGCUGGCUCCACACAGGUGAUAUUGGCAUGUGGUUACCGAAUGGAACAUUGAAAAUAAUCGACAGGAAGAAGAACAUUUUUAAGCUUGCUCAGGGUGAGUAUGUGGCUCCAGAAAAGUGUGAGAAUGUGUACCUGAGAAGCCGGUACAUUUCUCAAGUCUUUGUACAUGGAGACAGCCUCAAGACAUGUACAGUGGGUAUUGUUGUACCUGACAUGGAUGUGUUCCCAGGGCUUCUGAAGGAGCUUGGGCUGUCCGGUGAUGCUACAGAGCUCUGCUCACACAAGGAUGUGAAGAAACAUAUAUUUGAUGAUAUGAUGAAGAACGGAAAAGAGGCUGGCUUGCAUUCCUUUGAACUGGUGAAGGACAUCUUUAUCUCUUCAGAGCCGUUCACGUCAAAAAAUGGUUGUCUUACACCAACAUUUAAGAACAAACGUCCAGCAUUGUUGAAGAAAUUCACCAAACAGAUUGAGGAGAUGUAUAAGAGAAUAGGCAAAUAAGAUUGGAUUUUGCCUACUUGUGGUAAAGGCUUAAGGACCAUUUUUGCCCUGCCCACUUACAUGAACAUCCUUUACUGUGUGUAUUGUCAUUUAUUAGAAUCUUUUCCUACCAGGUACAACCGCCAUGAACAAUUGCCUGUACUUUAUCUUACAUAUGUCAUCAGAGCUGAAGUUUUUGACUUAAAAAUAUGGAAAUUAUCAGUUUUUUCGUUUUCAAUGUGGAUGGAAAUUUUUAGUGGUUUGUUUAGUUUAGUGAAAUAUAAUUAAGAAAGACUGUAUUUGAAGUUAGCAAAUUUUUCCUCCAGAUUUAAUUUAUUAAUGGCUACAAUUUAAUGGUUAAAAUUUCAAAAUUUAUGUUCUUCAAGUAUACAAGUCAUGGAUGAACUGAAUUUAUUGUUGUUAUAUCACUGUAUAAACAUUUAUAUUUGUAUAAACAUUUAAUUCUAGAUUAGUAUGUGGUGUAGAUUGUUACAAAUGUAGUGAAAUACGUGGACAAAUUAUCAUAUUCUGGAACAAAAAAAAUUAAGCGCUAGACCAUUACCCUAGUUUAAUAAUAUGAGCAAAACUAUUGGGGUGCCUUGAAGCAUGCAUCUUCAGUUAUUUUUAUAGGUUGCUAUUUUGUAUUUAAGCUUUUGAUUUUUAGGAUAGGCAAUAAUUUCUUUAAUAUACAUUUUUAAUACUUCUUUUACAAUAGUGUUACAUGAAAACUGCUACAUAAAUGGUCACGUUUAAUAUGUGGUUCACAUAGUGGGAUUUGGGGGAUACAGAUAGGGAUGAAAGUUGGAUGGACUUUUCAAGACAAUGUUGUAGUAUUACUGGUAUGACAGCUGAUGAGAGCUGUAACAGGGAAUAUUGCCCAACUAAAACAAGUCUGCCUAAACCUUAAACUCCUGUUUGUUUCUGCAAUACACGGUGAUGUGCGUCAGUUUCUGUGUAAUUUUGCUGGUAAACCGAAGUAGUAGUCCACAAGCAUUGGAGCGUAACAGGGGAAGAUGACUUGGUACCUGUUUGUAUGGUUGGGAAAUGUUGAGUGAUUAUUAAAGCCCAUUGCCUCACGUGCCAAAAUCUGUCUUGAGACUGUAAAUAAAUUUCGUAUAUAUUGAGAUAUGCAGGUUUAAACAUCUUGCUCUGUCUCUCUUCUGUUUGUACAAAAUCAUGUUUAUACCUUUUCAUAUGACUGAGAACAUCUUCAUUAGUAAAUGCAUGUUUGUCAUUCUAGGCAUGCUAGUAGAUGUCAUGAACAAUAUCAUCAAGAAAUAAAGUCUUUAUAAAUGUUUGUAAUACUUGUACAUAAUGUUAAUAUCACAAGCAACAGCUAACUGGUACAUUAUUUAAUAAGAAAUGAAAUAGCAAGAACCCUUAAUUAAUUUUUGAUACAGGCCUCUGUGAUACACCCACUUUUUACCUGAUACUUUUAUAUUUACAUAUGAAUGUGUUCUGCGUAAUAAUGGAUAUCUGAUAAAUAGGAACCUGGUUUCAUGGACAAAUACCACUGACCGACAGGUAAAUUUACUCUAACUGUACUAGACUUUUGAUACCUAUUUAUUUGUGAAGGUACUGGGAGAGAUAGCAAUGUGGUUCCCCGUGGUCCUUGAAUUUUACUGAAAGAUUUUCGAGUUGUGUCAUUGAAAGUGCUUAUUUUUCAAUGUUAAACAUCAUAAUGCAUAAAUGGACCAUUACAUAAGCUACCAAAAUGGCAUCCAUUAAUCUUUGUAUGAUGUUAGUACCCUACUUAAGCUGAGUGGUCUGUGAAUGUGCUGAAAAACAUAGGGUAUUAGCUUAUUUAAGGUCCUUAAAAAUCAUGUUUUUUCGUGGGUGGGGACUGUGUUGAGGUUUUCCCAGCAAUUUGCAUAAAGCUCAUUUAAUGUGA
Molecule: messenger RNA, 5781 nt
Organism: Liolophura sinensis
Lineage: Eukaryota; Metazoa; Mollusca; Polyplacophora; Chitonida; Chitonidae
Product: long-chain-fatty-acid--CoA ligase 5-like
Exons: 22
Coding region: 1851-3911 (686 amino acids)
Biological process (GO): fatty acid metabolic process
Cellular component (GO): membrane; endoplasmic reticulum
Molecular function (GO): long-chain fatty acid-CoA ligase activity
Source: RefSeq, a predicted model, not a curated record